Cavia porcellus (domestic guinea pig) is the source of this 921-nucleotide messenger RNA. RefSeq names its product prolactin-like protein 2 (gene Prlrp2). Gene Ontology annotation, biological process: response to nutrient levels; positive regulation of cell population proliferation; positive regulation of receptor signaling pathway via JAK-STAT. The record is from RefSeq and is marked provisional. Gene Ontology annotation, cellular component: extracellular region. Gene Ontology annotation, molecular function: hormone activity. Lineage: Eukaryota; Metazoa; Chordata; Mammalia; Rodentia; Caviidae.
GGGCAGCAUUUUUCUGGUGAAGUGUGAUCACACCAUGGAUGGCAAGAGGAAAGCAUCCCUCCUCCUGAUACUGCUCAUGUCAAGCCUAUUCCUGGGCAAGAGUAUGGCCCUCAAGGUCAUCUGCGGAGAUACAGCAGGUUGUUUUCUGCCCCUUCCUUACCUUUUUGAUCGAGCAGCCCUCAUGUCUGGUCACAUCCAUUUCCUCUCUUCAGAGCUGUUCAAGGAAUUUGGUAUGAAGUAUCCACAGAACUCAAAGUCCUUUUACAUGCAAUGUCACACAUUUUCCAUUGCCAGUCCAACUGUCAAGACAGAGGCCCUGAAGCUCUCUUAUAAGGAAUUUAUCAACUUGUUGAUCCACUUGCUGCACUCCUGGAAUGAACCCCUGAAACAACUCAUCAAAGAAGCACAUCGCCUGGCAAAAGCUCCUCAAUCCAUCGUAACAAAAGUGGAAAAUAUUAGGAGAAGAACCCUCCAACUUUUAGAAGGCCUGAAGAUCAUAGGCAGUCAGGUUAAUCUUGAAAUCACAAACAACAGGAAACACGCUGUUUGGUCAGGACUUCCAUUCCUGAGAUCAUCUGAUGAAAAACUUCGGCAGACUGCUUUUCAUAACCUGGUGUACUGCCUGCUCAAAGAUGCACAUAGGAUUCACACUUACCUCAAUGUCAUGAAGUGUCGAAUCACAUCUGGUGACCACUGCUAAGACCAUAACCAUUCUGUCUGUUUCUGAGAUUAUUUUUAAUGAUCCAUUCCUUGGAAAUUUUCUUUUAGUUUUACAGCUUUUUGUUGCAUGCUUGGAUGUCAGGGUGCUUUUUUUUCUCUUUUGGCAUUUUAGCUCUAAGCCUUUCUAUGCAAGGUAGCCUCUUCUUAAAAAAUAAAAACUGACUCCUUAGAAUUGUUAAAAUAUUAAAAAUCAACUUGACA